GGGAAUCCCUACAUGUGCAAUAAUGAAUGUGAUGCGAGUACCCAAGAACUGGCUCAUCCUCCAGAACUGAUGUUCGAUCUUGAAGGAAGACAUCCCUCCACAUUUUGGCAGUCCACAACUUGGAAGGAUUAUCCAAAGCCUCUUCAUGUUAAUAUUACGCUCUCCUGGAACAAAACCAUUGAGCUUACAGAUAACAUAGUUAUCACUUUUGAGUCUGGCCGUCCAGACCAAAUGAUCCUGGAGAAAUCACUUGACUAUGGACGAACAUGGCAGCCCUACCAAUACUAUGCCACAGACUGCUUAGAUGCUUUUCACAUGGAUCCAAAAUCAGUGAGGGAUUUAUCACAGCACACAGUGCUAGAAAUCAUUUGCACAGAGGAAUACUCUACUGGGUACAUGACAAAUAGUAAAAUAAUCCACUUUGAAAUCAAAGAUAGAUUUGCUUUUUUUGCUGGACCUCGGCUCCAUAACAUGGCUUCUCUUUAUGGCCAGCUUGACACAACCAAGAAGCUAAGAGAUUUCUUUACCAUCACGGAUCUGAGGAUAAGACUGCUUAGGCCAGCAACUGGUGAAGUAUAUGUAGAUGAGCAACACCUGGCACGCUACUUUUAUGCAAUUUCAGACAUAAGGGUAUAUGGAAGGUGUAAGUGCAACCUUCAUGCUACUGGCUGUAAAGAAGAAAACAAAAGACUACUUUGUGAAUGUGAGCAUAACACAACUGGCCCAGACUGUGGAAAAUGCAAGAAGAAUUACCAGGGCCGACCAUGGAGCCCUGGUUCUUAUCUGCCUAUACCUAAGGGCACUGCGAAUAUCUGUAUACCCAGUAUUUCCAGUAUUGGUAAUCCUCCAAAGUUUGAUAGGAUAUGGCCGAAUAUUUCUUCCCUUGAGGUUUCUAAACCAAACCAAGUUGCUCCCAAAUUAGCUAUGUCAACUGUUCCUACUGUUCAAGUUGCAAACCACAAGAGAGACUGUGAAUGCUUCGGGCACUCCAACCGGUGCAGUUACAUCGAGCUGCUCAAUACGGUCAUUUGCGUGAGCUGUAAGCACAACACUAGAGGUCAGCACUGUGAGUUAUGCAGGCUGGGCUACUUCAGAAAUGCUUCUGCAGAGCUGGACGAUGAAAAUGUGUGCAUAG
Acanthisitta chloris (rifleman) is the source of this 1135-nucleotide messenger RNA. RefSeq names its product netrin G1 (gene NTNG1). Gene Ontology annotation, molecular function: cell-cell adhesion mediator activity. The annotation marks the transcript as partial. The transcript has 6 exons. The record is from RefSeq and is a predicted model, not a curated record. NCBI's taxonomy places the organism in Eukaryota, Metazoa, Chordata, Aves, Passeriformes, Acanthisittidae.